Molecule: messenger RNA, 1006 nt
Organism: Aureobasidium pullulans EXF-150
Lineage: Eukaryota; Fungi; Ascomycota; Dothideomycetes; Dothideales; Saccotheciaceae
Exons: 2
Coding region: 164-826 (220 amino acids)
Biological process (GO): mitotic sister chromatid segregation
Cellular component (GO): kinetochore; MIS12/MIND type complex
Source: RefSeq, a predicted model, not a curated record
UGUUUCAAAAGUAAACAAUUCAAAGAAAACACACCUUAUUGCCGCGCGACCACAUCCACGAAACCCACACCUUACCAAACACCACACGCGUGCGAUCAAUCUAUCACUUCUCCAGCUCAUCACAUACCCACCACAUUCACACGCGCAACAUCACGUAAAGACAAUGGAAACCACCCACCGCAAAAUCGAACUCCAAUCCCCUCUCGACCUAAUCUACCUCCGCAACAACACCACCUCCACCGCCCGCGAAAAGCUCGACCUCCAUUUCCCUCCCUCCGCCGCCCCCGAAUCCGCUUCCGACGAUGUAUUGCGAUCACGCGUUGAAGAAUUGGUGCAACAAUACAUCAGCAAAGUGUUUGAAAAUGCAGGACCCAAUUUGGCGGUAAAUGGGUUGGAGGGCAAGGAGAUGGAAGAGGCGAUGAGGGUGGCUGAGAUGGGUAGGGAUGAAUUGGAACCCUAUGAUUCGAAACUACAGACGAAAUUGUUGAAUCUUUCCGCAAAGAUUGAAAACUUGACGUUGCAACUCGCCAAUCUGCGACGAACGGCUCCGGCGCAGGCGGCUGCUUCUUAUGCUGCUGGUCUGGAGAAGGAAGAGAAAGAAUUUGAAGAGGCGAGACAAAGAGCUGAAGAGCAGAGGAAGAGGAUGUUGGAAGAGGAGGGUGUGCAGUUGGGCACGGAAGGCGUCAGAGAUUGGGAAGAGGCGGAGAGAAAUUGGGAACAAGCUACAAAAGGCUUGGUCGAUAUCAAGGAGAAGAUUGGAGAGACUGGAGCGAGGUUGGUGCAGGCUAGAGAUGCUGCCGCAUAUCUGGAUCAAGUUGGCAAGUGAUUGUCUCGAAAGUUCAAUAUCGUUUUCGCAUUCUUUUGGGUGGUUUGGUCUUCGCGGUCGAGGUCCAUGGCGUUUGGUGGUUUGGCUGUUCUUGGGCGAUACCCCUUUUCUGCAGUCAUAGAGACUCUUUACUUAGUUGGAGCAUUUCUGCUGAAUGAUAUGAUAUUUGUUUUUCUUCCA